This is a messenger RNA of Eimeria tenella, 789 nucleotides long. RefSeq lists its product as uncharacterized. The record is from RefSeq and is a predicted model, not a curated record. Bases 1 to 789 code for a protein of 262 amino acids. The transcript has a single exon. NCBI's taxonomy places the organism in Eukaryota, Apicomplexa, Conoidasida, Eucoccidiorida, Eimeriidae.
AUGGGUCGGAACCAACUGCAGCAGCAGCAGCAGCAGCAGCAGCAGCUGGCGUGCACCUCCCUGUCCGGCCAACGCCCCCCCGAAACCGCCGCCCCCCCGCCCCGCAGCACGCCAGCAUAUCAGCACCCCCGCAGCACAGCAGCAGCAGCAGCAGCAGCCCCACGCCAACAGCAGCAGCAGCAGCAGCAGCAGCAGCAGGACCUGUCCGGCCAGUGGGCCCAGGAGUCGCCAGGGGCCCCCAGAAGGUCCACCUUGAGGCCCCUGGCGCGGGCAAUGGUUUGGCGGCUUUGGAUUUGCUGCAGCGCCCGCAGCAGCGCUUUGCUGCGGCUGAACCAGCGGCUGCGAGCAGCAGGACCCACGAAGCUCACGCUGCAGUUGUCGAGCCCCGUGAGGUACAGCAGCGGCAAGAACCGCAGGUUCACCCGCAGCCCCCGGCCCGCCGGACGCGGCAGAACUGCAGCAGCAGCAGCAGCAGCAGCGGCAGCAGCAGCAGCAGCAGCAGGGGGUCGGUGGGGGCGGUGGCGCAGCGCCGGAGGGAGCGGCGACGGCAACGGGCAGCAGCAGCAGCAGCAGCAGGGAAGGGAGGUGCAACGGCAACAGGCAGCAGCAGUGGUAGCAGGGUCAACGGCAGCAAUGGCAGUAGAGUCAACGGCAGCAGCAGCAGCUGCAGCAGCAACAGUAGCAGCGGCAGCAGCAGUGGAGAAAACAGAGGCGGCAGGAACAGCUCAAUUAGCAUCUGUAGCAGCAUUAGCGUCAGUAGCACAAGCAGCAAAGGCAACAGCACAGUAG